This is a messenger RNA of Selaginella moellendorffii, 799 nucleotides long. RefSeq lists its product as uncharacterized. NCBI's taxonomy places the organism in Eukaryota, Viridiplantae, Streptophyta, Lycopodiopsida, Selaginellales, Selaginellaceae. The transcript is spliced from 3 exons. The record is from RefSeq and is a predicted model, not a curated record. Bases 261 to 659 code for a protein of 132 amino acids.
CUUGGGAUAUAGUCGGUUUGGAGAACCCGAGCGAGCUCUGGAGUUCUACACUCGGUUGCUGCACGAGAAAAGCUUGUAACCGGACGUACGUUGCUGCUCUCAAAGCCUGCGCUGAGCCUUGCAGCACUGGACUUCGGGCAGCAGAUUCACGUACAAGCUUGCAGUGCUGGACUGGAUACAGAGGCAUCGGUGGGAAGUUCUUUCGCUCAAAACGAGGCGCUCAAAGAGCGUGGCCUUGCAAGGUGGACGCGGUGGUGUGGAUGGCAUUCUUAAGUUCGUGCCUCAAGUGGAGAAAUGUGGAGCUUGGCAGGAUGGCCUUCAAGUCGGUUCUCAAGCUCGACGAUGGAACAGGCUCUGCGUACUCUCUCACGUCCAACAUCUAUGCCCGAGGUCAGUCGGAUUUACAACUCCAACAUCAUAGGAAACAGUUGUUGGAACGAUUUAAUGCUUCUUUUAACAGGAAGGCAUGGGGACUCAAGAGAAAGGAACAGAACACAAGCGAAGAACAGCGAAGAACAAGGAUAAAGCAAGGAGAGGGGAAGCGGUUUAAAGGAAGGAGGAAGGCAUGGGGACUCAAGAGAAACGAGCAGAACACAAGCAAAGAACAGCGAAGAACAAGGAUAAAGCAAGGAGAGGGGAAGCGGUUUAAAGGUAUGUAAUCGUUGCGUAAUCCUACAGCAAAGCAUGGAAGUUUCUGGUCCCAUUGGCCCCCAAUGUUCAUCAUUUUCUCGCUCAGCAUGCCUUCCAACCAGCAGUGGCCUUGUUAAACAAGCAGCUCCGCAAGCUUACCAUGGAUUUG